Scylla paramamosain (green mud crab) is the source of this 1392-nucleotide messenger RNA. RefSeq lists its product as uncharacterized. The transcript has 8 exons. The coding region runs from base 1 to 1158 and encodes 385 amino acids. The record is from RefSeq and is a predicted model, not a curated record. Lineage: Eukaryota; Metazoa; Arthropoda; Malacostraca; Decapoda; Portunidae.
AUGGUGGUGAUUGAGGAGAGGGAACACAAUGAAAAAACAAACAGCAGUAUAUGUGUUGGGCCUUAUAAGGUUGUUUGUGGGGACUAUACUAACAUAAUGCUGAAGCUCUCCGUGUCGCCCAUGCUCUCCCUGUUCAACAUACGGCGCGUCGCAAACACCCCUUGCCUCUCCUCCUCGGGCGAGAACGGCACUUGCUUCAACGCUAGGGAGUGCAAGAGACUCGGCGGCGUCACCUCGGGCAGCUGCAAGACUGGCGGGAACUGCUGCGUAUUUCAGGUCUCUUGCGGCGGCCUGGUGACCCAAAACUGCACUUACUUCGUCAAUGAAAACUAUCCCAAGCCCUUUGAUGGCGUGGGCUCAUGUCAGCUGACUGUCAACAAGGUCAACCCCUCCGUGUGCCAGCUCAGGUUGGACUUCGACUCCCUAGUUCUAUCAGGGCCAGAGACGACGGACAACCGCUGCCUCAACGACCGCUUCACCGUGUCAGGCGGCAGCUCCACCCCCAUCAUCUGUGGCACCAGCACCGGCAACCACAUGUACGUGGAUCUGGGGCGCACGAGCAACACCCAGGCCGUGCUCACCGUCAUCACCAUGGGGCCCGCCUUUGAGCGCAGCUGGAAGGUGAAGGUGUCCCAGAUUCCCUGCAACACUGACUACACGGCUCCCAACGGAUGCCUGCAGUACUACCAGGGUGUGACGGGCCAGAUUAAGACUUACAACUACGACGUGAGCACCGGACUGCAGCUUUCCAAUCAAGACUACACCUCCUGCGUGCGUACCGAGAGGAAUUUCUGCGGCAUUCAAUACACUGCUUGUGCGGAUACCGUAAACGUCGAUCCCGAGUCCUUCAGUCUGACGGGCAGCACGACAACGCAAGUGGGGGCCGUGGUGGGGCAAGCAAACUGCCCCAACGACUGGCUCAUCAUUCCCUGCCUGUCUGACUCCUCCGUCGACCCCACUGCUAACUGCGUGGACAGAAUUUGCGGUGACGCCUUUAAUGUGCGAGAAGGAGUCACCGUUGGAGACGCCGUGUUGUACAGUUUCGUGAAGCCGUUUACGUUGGUCUAUCACACUGAUGAUACCGAGGGCAACGCUGCCGUUCUGGAAUCGGGGAACCGAGGCUACUGUCUCAACUACGUGCAACAGCCGUGUGUGUGAGGCAGCGGAGAGCAUCGCGGUUGAAAUACUGUUGAUCUUCCUUUGCCCGCCUCUUCUUUUUUAUCUCACUGGUCUGUAUUCUUAGACGGUAAAGGCUAUCGCUGGGACUAUUUUGCAAAGGCUACAGAGUACAGACAUGGUCGAUCGGAUUUUUUUUUUUUUCUCCUCACUAGCCCGUACCUUUUUAAAUGGAAAAGGCUUUCAUUAUAACUAUCUUCAAAGGCUAGACAUAAC